AUGGUUGAAUUUAAAGGACCUGGUUACACGAGUAGUUAUAACAAUAUUUUCAUUAUCAUUCCAGCUAUUAUUAUUGUUGCUCUUGUUGGUUUUGUUGCUUAUCGUUUGGUUGAUAGUUUAAUGUCUAAAAAACGGCAAAAAUUGGAAAAAGCACGAUUAAGACAACAAAAAAAAGUUGAUCGACAAGCAUCACCUCAACCAUCACCUGGAAAAAACAAGCGCAAAUGA
Messenger RNA from Rotaria sordida, 228 nucleotides. NCBI's taxonomy places the organism in Eukaryota, Metazoa, Rotifera, Eurotatoria, Philodinida, Philodinidae. The record is from the annotation of a GenBank genome assembly.